Messenger RNA from Clonostachys rhizophaga, 1632 nucleotides. The record is from the annotation of a GenBank genome assembly. Lineage: Eukaryota; Fungi; Ascomycota; Sordariomycetes; Hypocreales; Bionectriaceae.
AUGACGAGCAUAGACUUGAUAAUUGAAAAGGCCGGCUUGCUAUGCCCAGGACCAGGAGGGGCCAUUGCAAUUGUGAAGGAUGAAGUGCCCCUCGCCCAGCGGGCAUGGGGAUUUGCUGAUCUCAACCAGCGAAUUCCAAUGACAAGGGAAACCAUGUUCCCAAUCUGCUCCAUUACCAAGCAGAUGGUUUGUGCUGUCCUGCAGACUCUGAGGGAUAAUCACACACCGACCAUGCCUAUGGACGAGUCUGCCGAUGACCAGCUCGAGGUAAACUUGCAGAAGCUGCUGACUCGCAAAUUCUGCGAGGACAAUAAGCUCUCCGUUCAGUUGCUGUGCGAUAACCAGUCUGGGAUUCGCGAUUAUUGGGCCACCAACACCCUCAUGGGCGCCAAACCAGAAGACCGCUUCUCCCUCGAGGAUGAUGCGCGGGCAAUGAUUUACCGGGCCAGAUCUCUUCAUUUCAGACCCGGCACCGAGUUCUCCUAUUCCAAUACCAAUUUCCAUAUUCUUGCCCGGGUUGUGGAGAUGACGAGCGGCCAGUCCCUCUCCAGGUUGCUCCGCGAGAGAGUGUUUGCCCCAGCGGGAAUGACGACAGCCGUGCUCUGUCCAUCCACCGAGCACCAGCCAGGUCCGUGUGUGGGAUAUGAAGGCGGCCUUAAGGAGGGCUACUUCCCUGCCAGGAACCGCAUCGAGUGGUCUGGAGAUGCAGGCAUCGUUGCUUCGCUCAAGGACAUGGUCGCCUACGAGCUGCAUCUGCAGUGGAUCAUGCAGGAUUCCAAGAGCUGGUAUCAUAAACACUCAAAACAGGGAACCUUUUCAGACAGAAGCCAAUCCUUCUAUUCCAACGGGUUGUUUUUCGAUGAGAUGGAUGGAGCGGCACUCAUCGGCCACGGCGGUGCGUUACGCGGCUACCGCAUUAGUCGUUUCCACAUGCCUUCGCAAAACCUUUCAGUUGUCGUGAUGCUCAACCAUGAGGCGGAUGCUGACAGUGUCGCGAAGCUGGUCCUACGCGAGGUCCUCGCCAUUUCAAAAGCUUCAACUCACAUGCCGGCUUCCAUCAGUCCAUGGUAUGUCGAGGUGGCAGGCGAAUGGACCGGCAACUUUUUGGAUCUUGAUACUAUGCUUUCCAUUAGAACCAAAAUUACAGGGGAGAAGACCGUCUCGAUCCUAUAUUCAGGAGAAACAGAAGAGAUUAAGCUGUAUGAAUCUAGAAAAGGCUUCUCUCAGGACAUGCGAGCUGAGAUUGAUGGCGACGUGCUCAGAAUCCAUCGUUUGAAGGACAACAGAAUGCUGGAGGGAAUCCGUCUCCACCCGAGUCAAGCAUCUCGACGAGAGCCCACUAUCCCUGGAAACUACGAAUGCGCUGAGCUUGAGUCGAGGUUUACGUGUUUUGGCCAGGGAGAGGUGCUGUAUGGCGCGUUUGAGGGACCGCUGGGCCGCGGACCGGCAUCGCCUAUGACGUAUCUUGGAAGUAACGUUUGGAGUCUUGCCUGUGCGCGCGGUCAAGAUGCUGACCCGCCUGGUGACUGGACUCUGGUGUUUGAUCGAGUUGAUAGCCAGAUGGGUAUAUCCGGUGUGACCAUCGGCUGCUGGUUGGCUCGAAAGUUCGGUUAUAUAAAAUGGGGAUUUUAG